AUGACAAGAUCUCCAUCCCCCAAGCGCCUGUGCACCGGUGACAACAAGCGUGAUGAAAACGGAUUGGAAAGAGAGAAGGAGCUGGAAAGGGAAAAAAGAAAGGAGAUAGUUGAAAAUGUGCAAAAGAUUGAAGAAGAGCUCGAGCAGUUGAGCAUUGAAAAGGUUGAGGAGGUCCUGGCCGUUGAGACCAAGUACAUAGUCAAAACGCGUGAUGUGUAUGUCAAGCGCAAUGAGUUGCUGUCUGAGAUUCCCCACUUCUGGAAACAAGUAUUUCUGAGGCACCCGGUGGUGGGCAGAUACCUCAACAAAAAUGACGGGAAAAUGCUCAUGGAAUAUUUGCAGACGUUCGACAUCUUUGUUGAUAACAUCGGUAGCUUUAGAAUACAGCUGAUUUUCCAUGAGAACCCAUAUUUCUCUCCUACGAUACUGUGGAAGCAAUUCGAUUUAUUAGAGGAAGAGGUGAGAGUCACCGCGUCGAAAAUCACCUGGAUGGAGAGGGCUUAUAGGACAUAUGCGAUGGAAAACUUUUUUUUCCAGUGGAUUGUCUCGACAGAUGGUGACCAGGGCUUAGCAAAGAUCAUGAAAGAAGAGUUGUGGAAGAACCCUGUCAAGUACUUUGUGACGAAUAAUAAUGACAAUCGUGACAAGGACGAAUCAGACGUGGACGAAUCUGACGAGGAAGAGGACAAAGAUAUAGAGGACGAGGAAGAAGAGGACGACGAUGCAGAUGCGUUGGAAUCAGUGUGA
Molecule: messenger RNA, 747 nt
Organism: Peronospora belbahrii
Lineage: Eukaryota; Oomycota; Peronosporomycetes; Peronosporales; Peronosporaceae
Source: the annotation of a GenBank genome assembly